Molecule: messenger RNA, 3500 nt
Organism: Rubroshorea leprosula
Lineage: Eukaryota; Viridiplantae; Streptophyta; Magnoliopsida; Malvales; Dipterocarpaceae
Source: the annotation of a GenBank genome assembly
AAGUUAGCAAUAAUCGGGGCUACCUUUAAGGCAGAGAUAAAAAGAGCUUAGGGUUGGUUUCAAUUACCUUUUUGACGUGGCCCGGGGGUAUUUAUAGGAUCCAAUGAGGAACCCACGUGGCAUGCCAAGCAAGAUAAUCGGAGCCUGACGUGUCUAUCCAAACGAUUAUUCCGGGACCGGGAAUUUGAGAGUCAUUUCCUUUUGCCGGCUUUUUCACGUGUCUAUCCCUCAUUUGAGAUAUUGUACCAGUUUCGGCCUCUGUGGGAUUUUGUGGGAUUUCAGCAUUUAAUGUUGAUUUUUUGAAAUGUAAAUUUUAAUAAGGGGUUUUCUUUGCUUCCCGAAUCUUCUACGGUUUUACCGCUUUUUUGUUAAUUUUCUUCAACCGAUCUUUUUAUCUUCCCUUCUGGCCAUUAUCUUGCCUUCUUUUUUUGUCAAUUAUUCUUGAUUUUUACACCUUUGUUCUUUCGGGUUUUUGUUCUCCGCUUGAUUUUUCCUUCUUUCUUUUGGUGAUUUUCUUUUCUGUUUUCUGCUUGAUCUUUUCUCUAUUCUCCGUUUGAUCUCUUUUCUUUUCUUCCCUCACUGUCAAAUAUGAAAACUUGCUGUGCAGAGGAGGGAGAUUUCUCAGAUUCUGCCAUUGUUGCCUCGGUUGGUAAGGCUAUUGCUGCGGUGGAGGCGGAUGUUGUUGCUGGUAUCAACCUUAAUGUUUCUUCUGCCAGUUCUUUUAUGCCCCUUCCUUCUACCGUUGCCCAUUCCGCUUCGGCUCCUGCAGUGGAGCCUCUGUCCGUUGUAAUAGAUACACCUUCUUCUGGGUUUGAUUAUUUUGACAUUUUUCGUUUCCCCCGUGUUAGUGAUGGGAGAUUUUUAGUGAAGGGGGCUUUUCAUCAUGUGGAGAGAGAGCCCGUGGUUCCUUCCUUUCCCACGGAGGUUCCUACUAUUUUUCCUUUUCUUUCAAAAGAUGAGAAAGCUGGUCUUGCGCUGGGUUCAGCGAGGGUUUUUAGUAGUGUGGAUAAGCAUCCUAUGGGCCGCGCAGCAUUUCAAUGCCUUCCCCCUGACAUGUGUGUUUAUAAGGAUCAAUUUGCUUGUGGUUUGCGUUUUCCUCCGCACCCUUUUAUCACUGAAAUUUGUGACGCAUUCUCCCUUAGCCUGCCUCAAUUGGCUCCUCGAGCUGUUGCGUAUAUUGUUGCUUUCAUCAUGCGGUGUUUUUUUGCUGAAGAUCACUCCUACUCGGAAGCUGUCUACCGGUUUCUCAUGGAGCCUUCCAUGAGUAUUACCGAGUCGAUUACCCAAAAGAAUUUGAUUGAUUCGGGUGUUUGGGUACCCGGUUUUUGUGGACCUGAUUUUCCUGUUCCAUCGGUACCUCCUGGUUUUAAAGCUUCUUCGAAGCCUGAGUAUCCUUUGAAAAGGAAGACUGGCAAAGCGAGUACUGUCGCUGUUUCUGAGCCCUUGCUUGCUACCGCGGGUGGCGUGGAUACCUUAGCUGCUUUGAGUCGAUCUGCUAAGAUUGAGAAGCUUGAGAAGGUUGAGAAGAUUGGGAAACUUGCGGUAGCUGAGAAGAUUGAGAAAACUGCUAGUAAGUCUAGAGGGUCUGUUCCUCAAGGGGCCCCCCUUGUGAGGAGAUCUAAAAGGUUGAGGAGUUCUCCUGUGAAAGUUGCUGCUAACAGUAGUUUUUCUAAGGGCAUAGUGGUGAAGGAUAUGAUGGAUGGUGGCGAAAAAACAUCUUCUGCAUUAGUUCUUUCUGAUGAUGAGUUGCAGAGCUUUUCUUCUGAGGAAAAAGCUUUACUUUUAUCCAUAACGGAUUUUGUUGCUGGAAAAAGCUUUUCUAAGUCCUUGCCUGGGUUACCUUUGAAGAAUGUGGUCCGUCCUAGAUAUGAUGUUUGUGCUGACGGUCCCUCUGUUAUUGGACACAAUUCCGUUGCUCGUGAAUUAUCGGAAUCUCAGCUUCUUAAUGGUGACAAGAAAUUGCUCUCUAACUUUCCUUUGGAAGUGUUGCAUGAUAUGGCUGUUCAUGGUGCUGUUAGUGUUUGCACCCUUCUGCAGUACAUGAAGGGUCUUGUUUUGGAGAGUGAAGAUUCGUCUUACCGAGCUGAGGCCGAUCUUGCUGAGAUGCGGUCGAGGAGCAAGGAUUUGAUAAACCUGUGUCGCAAACUAAUUUCUGACAAGAUUAGUGUCGAUAAAAGAGUAGCUUUGGAGUCCAGUUUGGUCGAGGUUGAGAGAUUGAAGAAAGAGCUGUCUAUGCUCCAAGAAUGUUAUGAUUUGUUAAAAAAGGAGAAGGAACUUAUCUCUUCUUCGGCUUCUGUUGAGAAGGCCCCUCUCACAUCUGCGAAUGCCUCUCUUAUGUCUGCGAAUGCCUCUCUCUUGCAGCAUCUGGAUGAGCAAGUCUUAAGGAAUUCCGUUUUGGAGAAUUCUGUUUCUGAUUUGCAGGCGCAGGUUUCUUCUUUACGGGUUUCCGUUCCUUCUACCAUUCAAACUUUUAAAGAAUCCUCCGAGGGUAGGGCCUUUGCCUUUUCCGAUGGUCUUGGCUAUUUUAAUAUUGCCAUUAAGUUGGUCAAGGUGUUGCUUCCCCGCCGAGGUAUGAUCCUACCUGAUUGUCUUGCUGAAUUCGAGAAGAUGGACGUUGCUGCGCUGAUUUGUGCUGAUCUUGAGCUAAAGAGGAUUUACGACCAGGGUUCGGAAUAUGUUUCUCUGGGUGCUUCCCCAUCUGGAGUGGAGGAGGGAUCCGGUAGUUCAUGGGAUUUUGAAGACUCUGCUGGUGCUAUGCAUAGUGGGAACAAUUCUACUGACGUGGCGGGUGCCUCUCCUUCCCCGGGGAAUUAAGACUACUAAUCCUGCAAAGAAGUAUUUCGGGUUUCGAAGUCUAUAUAUAGAUCAUGUUACUUUUGUUUUUUCCUGUGGAUUUUCUUUUUAGGAUUGUGUUUUGACAUUCCUAAAAGCUAUGUUAGUUUUUAUAUCUUUAGUGCGCUUGUUUGAUGAACAACUAUUUUUUCUUUUUAAACUCGAGUUUUUGGGUCAUGCUGGCAUUAUGACCUUCCACCAAAACUGCACCAAUUUUUGCUCAUUAUUUUGAUUUUAUUGUUUUGGCAGCUCUCCAUUGGCUUACGUAGUUUCUUAUGGUGAUGGUGUCCUCAUUCAUCACUGAGGAUUCAUAAGUUAGCGAUUGGUUAGUAUGUGCAACACCCUCCUUUUUCUUGUAGAAAAGAUAGGUUGGGAUAUAACUUUACACUCCAAUCGGUUACUACGAGUUUAUGUUUCAAAUUCUCUUAUAAGUUUGAGAGCUGCAUUAACCUUUGUAGCCUUGCUCAUGUAGCUUCUACCAAGGUACUGGUGGAUACCCUAACUUGCUCACGGCUUUUUAUUUUGCUUAAGCAUGUUUUGGUUAGUUUUCCUAACUCAUCCGGAUUUAUUUUGAAAGAUUUUGUAGCUUUGUUUCACCUUUGUUGGUGCCUAAAGCUUUGAGUUACUGCAGUUUUGAAGAUAGAUUCUAAUGAAAUCAAGGUUUUAUU